AUGUCAAUGUCGUCGUCGUCGUUGGUGAAGUGCGAGGUCCACCUCACGCACAAGCACUUCUACCCGGGCGAUGCGGUGGAGGGUGCCGUCGUCAUCGACGCCGCCGCCGCCUUCGACGUCUUCAACGUGCACAUUAAAAUCGUGGGCAAGGAGGAGGUGUACACGAUGGUGGAUCAGGUGAAGGAGUCGAAGAUCAAGAACGUGCAGUUUGGGAUCAGUUCACAGGACUACGUGUACUACCGCGAAAUCGUGACCAUUGCCGGGGCGCUCAUGACGAUGAAAGACACCAACAAGGGCAAGAAGAGACCGCCGUACAGCUCUCGAAGGGGUCAGGUCGUGGCAGGGGAGGAGGGAGAAGGGAAUGAGGACGACGACAGUGAUGAUGUUGACGACGAUGCGGACGCUGAGCCAACUGCCGGGGAAGAUCAGACGGCGGCAACGGAGGACGGGGACGGCAUCAACUCGUUCCGCUACAACGAAAGUAUUUGGGCGCCGCCUGGCGUGGCGCAGCAGAACCGGUCCUUCGCCGUCUCCCAACUCGCCGCGGAGGAGGGGGUGUCGGUGCGCUUCCCAGCCGGGCAUUACGUCUACCCCUUUCGCUUCCUCCUGUCCGCCUCCCUCCCGCCGAACUACGACACGGGCAUCUGCGUGAAGGAUAGUCAGUUCAGCAACAGCCAGGCGGUGCUGCACUACUACGUGAAGGUGUACGUGUGGUCGCCGAGCCGGGUGCAGAUCGCCUCCGCGCGCGCGGACUUUAUAAUGGGUGCGAUGCAGCCGGAGUACGGCGGCAGCCACACAACAGGCAACAACAGCAUGAUCAACAUCAGUAAUAACAGCGGUGGUAAUGGUACCAGCGGCAACGCAGCGAAUCUCUCCUUGUCCGCGGCGGACGGGAAUCGUGCGAAGCUGCGGGCGGUGGCCGUGCCUGGCAAAACGGUGAAGUGCGUCUUCCCGGUUAUGGGCAUGUGCUCCUGCAUGGCCACGGACGCCAAGCUGCACGUUGCCUUCACCAUUCCGGCGGAGUCUUUCCAGAUCGAGCGCGACGCCAUCUCCGUCAGCUGCGCCAUCGCGUCGAACACGUCGAAGAAGGCGAUCCGCGGCCUCAAGGUCCAGCUCGUGCAGAUCCUCAAGUUUGAGACGACAGACGCGCUCGUCACCAUUCGCAAAACAGUCGCCGAGGCAUCCGUGCUGAAGGCGGUAAAGCCCGGAAGGGGCGGGACAAUAGCCGGGAGCACGAAGAUGCUGGAGAGCCGCGAGGACUUCAUGCCGACCAUGAAGACGUCCGGGUUGGAGGUGGGCUACGUGGUGCGGGUGGAACUGCUCGCGAGCCACAUUGAUCAGGCCUACUACGAGUUUGAAGGGAUUCAGGUGGCGGGGGCAAUGAUGGCGGGAUCGGUGCCGCCGGUAGGGCCGAUGCGCUUCACCGCCCUGCCGCGUGGACGUCUGACGCAGCGGGAGGCGUUCUACGCCGUUCCAACGAACCCGGCGGAGACGCCGCUGAUCGCGAAUUUGAGCGCACCACUGUCCCGUAGCGGCUCGCGAGCGGUGUCGCGGCGGACGUCGCGGAUGAACUCCCGUGCGCCGACUCCGCGCCAGAAGUGA
Messenger RNA from Leptomonas pyrrhocoris, 1602 nucleotides. Its product is annotated as putative arrestin domain-containing protein. Gene Ontology annotation, cellular component: cytoplasm. Gene Ontology annotation, biological process: protein transport. The coding region runs from base 1 to 1602 and encodes 533 amino acids. The transcript has a single exon. The record is from RefSeq and is a predicted model, not a curated record. NCBI's taxonomy places the organism in Eukaryota, Euglenozoa, Kinetoplastea, Trypanosomatida, Trypanosomatidae.